CUCAACAAGCAAAACAUAGUUACAAAUCCAUUAUGCCUCAUAGUUCUUGAUAAAUCUUCGAAUGUUUAAAUUACGAAAUCCUCAUUUUUAAAUGACCCCAUAGUUUGGGACAAGAAGUGUCAUCUAAAACGUGUUGAAUACUCUAACGAAUUAUAGUUAUUUUUUUACUUUAACAUCUCGAGUAUAGGGAUGAACAAGCACCAGUGACAGUGAGUAAUAAUUAUUAUAUUACUAAACCAUUAUCACAAAUUGACAUAAAUUGCAUCGAAACCAGAAUGAAUUGGUGGUGUGGUGUGGCUUGCCCGGCACCGGUCAUCCGACCUAACAUAGAAAUCUUCAAUAUUAGUUAUGAGAUAGACGGGAGGGGAGGUGGUGCACAUGGCUGCCAAGGACGGACGGUCGUGGCGCUACGUUUGCUGCACAAUUCUUGCUUAUUAGAUUAGCUGAAUGCUGCUGCUGCUGCAUGUUUGGAACAGUAGGGCAGUGCAGUGUUAGGCCCAGGAGAUAUUUCAUUUCAUUCCAAGAGUAGCUCAGCUCAGCUCACUAAGGUGCGGAGAGUGGACACACAAGUAAUAAAUAAUUCAGGUACGCCAUUAUUGCCGCUCCAACCCCACCGUUAUUAUUAUAAUAUAACAACCACGGAUCUGGAGAACCCAUAGUAUGCUAUUGUAUUAUUAUUAUUAUUAUUAUUAUUAUUAUUAUUAUUAUUAUUAUUAUUAUUAUGAUGUCGAUGAAUCUAAGGAGGACACAGAAGAACAUGCAUCAAAAUGCGAGACAAUGUGAUGAAACCGCGCAUAAUUAGGUUCUCAAUCUCCAAGAAUACAAACAAUUUAUGAAUCAAAGAAGCCUCCAACCGUAGCAACCAACAAAAUUUCAGACUAUGAAGGAACAAAUAACUCGCUUAGUUGCUGAACUGGAUGCCAGAACUCAAGGAUCUCCUCCGACCAAUAUGGAAGGUAAUCCUAAACUGAAAGAUGUCAAAAUUAUUAGCACACAUAGCUUAGAACCUCAUGAAACAUUUGAUAGAUCUAAAUUUACUCAUCCAAAAUCAGUUUAUGAAGAGAAUUUGAUCCAGGAAUGUCAAACAAAGGCUAAGAACCUGACAUAUGAAGCUAAAAGGGAAACUCCCAUAUGGGAAAAAAAUGGUACCUCAUCAUCUAUUCCUAUAGAGAAUUAUCCAGAACUCAACCUAAGUUUGAUUAUGGAGCUUUCUGCAGUGGCCAUGCAGGACUUUAAGUCAUAUAGACGUAAAAAAUUAUGAAAAAGGGAAUGAAUCAUGUGCUGCAAAAUGCCCACAUCACUUUCCUACCUAACAAAAAAAUUGCAUAUAUGUAAUUGGUAAAAGCGAGAUAGAAAAAUGCUGAAAUUUUGGAAGCAAACCCAUUUUAUGUGAUCGCCAAAAUGGUGGGAAAAGCUCCCAGGGGAGACAUUUUUGCUUUCGGACAUCUAAAUUUUGGAAACAUGGAUAAGGAGAAUUAUGGUCAAUCCUACUCCUCUUAGGAGUCUCCCAUGAAUCCUAACCACAAACAAGAGUCUUAUACCCCAUGAAUUCAAAUGAAGAAACUUUCUCCAUUGAAACACACGAGUUUCUAGAGAUUAUGCGAGGAGAAGAAUGUGUUGCACCAAUUCUGAAGACUAUCAGGAGAAACACAUAACUCUGUGCAAGCAAUGUAAAAGCUUCAUAUCGAGGAAGAGCACUCUGAAAAGUAGACAAUGGAAAAUGUAACUCCCAACAUACAUCACAUAGUACUAAAAAAGUUGUUAAUCUGGUGCACUUUACUAUCACAUGCCUUCUUAACAAGCUUUACGUAACCGAUUCUUUUAUCGACAUUGGGCUAGCCUAAAUGUGAUUAGGACCUUUAUGACCCCAGUUAUCGGAGUAUCGAUUCAUAUGUGACAAGAGGGGACCUUUAUGCCUUAGUUUGUUUUUCUCGACACCAACAAAGCUAAGAGGAGCUAAGAAGACUAAGGAGGGGACAACUAUCAAUACGAGGCAUCAUCGAAGCUGUGGAGAGGUAACUAUCACUCCAUGUCACUCGAGCAGUUUCUCAAGGUAGUUAUUUUUUGUAGCCAUAAGUAGGAGGUGUAAAUGACAAAGGAGUGGGUCGCCAAAUUCAUGCUAGACAAUCCAGUGUCUUAGUUAUCUUUUUCUCUACAAUUUUAGGAAUAGUUGUAGUUCUAGAACUUGCACCGAACCUCUAUACGAAUAGAUAAAUUUAAUGUAGUUUUGUUUCAAAGAUCAUAAAAAACAUCGAACAAACUUGUUUGAACUUUGUUAAAAAAUGUGUAAAUCGUGUUUAGUAACGAUAUUCAUUUGGUUAGAAGUCAAAGGCACAAUUAGUUCAGUUUAAAUAAAAGUUUUCUUGCCACUUGUUGAAUGGAUUUAUAACAUGAUACCUAUCAAUAUAUAUUACAUUUCAGUUAUUAAAAUUUUAAUCUCCUACCUCAUGGACAUAUAUUUUUAUAAUACGUUUUGGAUUAAUUACGAACAUUUUCAACAUGGAAGCGUAAACUAUAGUUUUGCUUAUAUUUCUUUCUUUCUUUCUUUCACACAAACUCCAUGCCGCGCUCGCCCAUUAGAAAAAAUUGUGGUGGCAGCACCAGAAAAAUUGGAGAAUAAUUGCAAAUUGCAAUACUCUUCUACCACCUAUUCCCCCCCUGUUUGUCACCAGGAAUUUCAUGUGAUAAAAGAAUUAGCACAUUACCACUUCAUCCCCCUCCUCAAUCUUAAGAUCUUUGUUCCAUUUACACCAGAUACAUACGCUCUUUGUGAAUCCGUUUCCAUCUUGUUAUUUCAUUCAUCGGGUCUCCUUUUUGCCUCUUGGCCAUUUUCCUACAUCAAUUCUGUUGUGAUUAAGUCUGAGAAGGAGUUUUAGCUUCACGCUAUCAUGGGUGUUUCUGAGGGAAUUCUCUUAGGGAUGGGAAAUCCAUUGUUGGAUAUAUCUGCGGUCGUGGACCAAGAUUUCUUGAACAAAUAUGAUAUCAAGUUGAACAAUGCGAUCCUCGCCGAGGAAAAACAUUUCCCCAUGUACGAAGAAAUGGCCAAAAACUACAAAGUGGAGUUUAUUGCAGGAGGUGCUACUCAAAACUCAAUCAAAGUGGCUCAGUGGAUGCUUCAGUUCCCUGGUGCAACAAGUUACAUUGGGUGUAUUGGGAAGGACAAGUUUGGGGAGGAAAUGAAGAAAAACUGUAAACUUGCUGGUGUUAAUGUUCGCUAUUAUGAGGAUGAAUCCACACCCACAGGAACUUGUGCUGUCUGUGUCCUUGGAGGUGAAAGAUCACUUGUAGCAAAUCUAUCAGCAGCAAACUGCUAUAAGUCUGACCAUCUCAGGAAACAAGCCAAUUGGGCACUGGUUGAGAAGGCUAAGUACUUCUACAUUGCUGGAUUCUUCCUUACUGUGUCCCCUGACUCCAUCCAACUUGUUGCUGAAUAUGCAGCCGCAACCAACAAGGUUUUCACUAUGAACCUUUCAGCUCCAUUCAUCUGCGAGUUCUUCAGGGAUGCACAAGAGAAAGUCCUUCCGUACGUGGACUUCGUAUUUGGAAACGAGACUGAAGCAAGAACUUUCUCAAGAGUUCAUGGUUGGGAGACGAAGAAUGUGAAAGAGAUAGCUAUCAAGAUAUCGCAAUGGCCUAAGGCAUCAGGAACAUACAAGAGGAUUACUGUCAUAACUCAAGGUGAAGAUCCUGUGGUUGUUGCUGAAGAUGGGAAUGUGAGGACUUUUCCUGUCACUCCAUUGCCAAAAGAGAAGCUAGUCGACACAAAUGGUGCAGGUGAUGCGUUUGUGGGAGGAUUUAUGUCGCAGUUGGUUCAAAAGAAACCCAUUGAAGAAUGUGUAAGAGCAGGUUGCUAUGCGUCCAAUGUUGUCAUCCAAAGGUCUGGCUGCACAUACCCAGAAAAGCCUGAUUUCGAGUGAAAAACACUUGGAAAUUGGCUUUCUGAAUCUGGUGUCGAACCACUAUUAUUCUACUAUUUUGUGAUUGUUUUCUUCUAGAUUGGUUCUUGGAGCACAAUACCAAGAAAGCACAAUAAUACACAAUUAUAACUAUAUCUUUUUAAGUAUAUUCAUUUACACAAAUGUGAUCCUGCAUCCUGGCUGGUCAUUAUAAUCCCUCUCACUUCCAUAAACUUCCCUCAAGCAUAUGAAAUCGAGGAAGUUGGCGGUCAAAACAAAACCCAAAAAGGAUUUUUGAAGUAUGAUAUCGAGCUAGUUAAUAAGUUGGACUUAGCAUCGCCAAUAAAAGUAUGCACCAAACUAACGAUACAAAUCAUCAAAGCAAAGUGAAGAAAUAAAGCGGGUUAUAACUAGUUGAACCACGAAAAUACAGCUUCAAGCUUAACAAAUGACCAACAAUCUUGGUGAUGAAUUGAUAAAGUUUUAAGCGAUUUCAUGCGUAAAAUUCAGUUGUGAAUUCACACAGAAAACUCGACAUAAUACUUUUGUCUAGUACUCAAGGCUUUAUAAAAUUUGCAUGUAAAAUGCCCUAUACAAAAUCUGUUGGGAUGAAUAGCUUUGAAAAGCUAUAAUGAAAUUCCUAAUUAAUUAUCCAGUAUUUUUCUCAUAAUACGAAAUUAAGAUGGAUAAUUAAUAAAAGCAAUAUUAUGGAGAUAAUUAGGAAUAAUUAUCUUAAUAGAUUAUAUUUUAAUUAUGGGAGUAAUUAUCUCCCUAAUUAAAAUGUGACUUAUUCCCAAAGAAAGAGGGAAUAUUCCGGGUUUUCUGCUCCUAUAAAUAGGAGACUACCCAGACCCUCUAAACACACCUCAGAAGAGCAGAAACACGAGAGAGAGUGAAUUCAUAGAGCUCCGGUUUUUUCGCACAAAACCGAUGAGCAAGAAAAUUAGAGUGGCUAUUUUAUCCUGGAGGCGACCGGCUGAUAGUCUGUUGUGCGAAUAACGAGGCAGUGCCGCGAACGUCUUAAAGAGAGCGACCUAGUCCGCGACUCAGCCAGAUCGGUAACCCUAAUUUUUCUUGUUCGGUUUCUAACAAAAUCAACUUCUAUUUAAUUAGGAAACAUAAUACUAUAUGGUGCCUUCUACGGUAUCUCGGGUGAAAUCCGGGUUACCGCAUACCUUGAGUAUGAAAACGCUAUCAAGACCUCGAAUUAGAAGGAUUUUUGGGCAUGAUACUAUACCCUAACCCUUAAUGAGUGAACCCUAGGUCCUAAUUAUCUAAAUUAUAAACUAUAAACCCUAAGAUGAUGCAUUAUUUUUUUGCCUACAUUUGGACGAAUCAUAACCGUCGACUAUUGUUUCUAAUUAAAUUUAUCUUGGGGUAUAAGAUUUAGAGAUUUAAGACCUAGAUCUUGAUCUUUAAGGGUUAGAGUAUAGUAUCAUGUCCGAAGAUCAGUCAAUUCAAGUUCUUGAUAGCAUUUUCUUACUCAAGGUAUGUGGUACCCCGGAUUUCACUCUGGGUACUGUAAACUCCCCAUAUAUAUAUAUAUAUCGUACGCUCGGAUGUACCCUAGCCUACCGUAUGUCCGUUGAGUUUUGCUAUUUAGACUAUGAAUGAACCGGAGUUUGGGGCAUGAUAUUAUACCCUAACCCCUAAUGGGCCCCGUCCACAAUUCACUAACCCAAAGCAUAAUACUCAUUUAAUCUUGAAAUGAAAAUCAACGGUUCUGAUUCGA
This is a messenger RNA of Linum trigynum, 5628 nucleotides long. The record is from the annotation of a GenBank genome assembly. NCBI's taxonomy places the organism in Eukaryota, Viridiplantae, Streptophyta, Magnoliopsida, Malpighiales, Linaceae.